Messenger RNA from Eremomyces bilateralis CBS 781.70, 1610 nucleotides. RefSeq names its product NAD(P)-binding protein. The record is from RefSeq and is a predicted model, not a curated record. The transcript has 2 exons. Lineage: Eukaryota; Fungi; Ascomycota; Dothideomycetes; Eremomycetales; Eremomycetaceae. Bases 182 to 1213 code for a protein of 343 amino acids. Gene Ontology annotation, molecular function: oxidoreductase activity, acting on the CH-OH group of donors, NAD or NADP as acceptor.
CGUACCCGUAUCAGUAUCCGAUUGCGCCAUUGAACACGAUUCAAACAAUAAAUAGAUGGUACUUCCUCAAUUUAAGUUCUAUUAACAAAAGCCUAUAUUCCUUUAAAUACCAAGCCGCAGAACCCAUACCCUCAAACAUUUAGCAAUACCAUCACACGCUUUGGCGACCCAGAAAUUCAACAUGGCUCGAGUUUUGCUAACUGGCGGAAGCGGGUUUAUCGCUGCCUAUUUGCUAGACCAACUUCUUGAGAAGGGAUACUCAAUUGUCACCACAGUGCGUAGCUCGGAGAAAGGCGAGAAAAUCCUUAAAGAGCAUGCCAAGUACGGCAAGGACAAGCUAGAUUAUGUCAUUGUUGAAGAUAUUGCCGCCGAAAAUGCGUUCGACACAGCCGUGAAAUCAGAUCCGCCAUUUGAGGCGGUGUUUCACACGGCCAGUCCGUUCCACUACGAUGUUACGGACGUCCAGAAGGAGCUCUUGGAUCCUGCCAUCAAGGGAACCACCGGAAUCCUGAAGUCCGUCAAGGCGUAUGCUCCGACGGUCAAGAGGAUUGUCAUAACAUCAUCUUUUGCAUCGCUCAUCGACCGCUCAAAGGGCGCUUGGCCGGAGCAUACCUACUCUGAAGCGGACUGGUGUCCAUUGACCCUGGAAGAGGCGCUAUCUAACCCCACACCAGGCUACACCGCCUCAAAAACAUUUGCCGAAAAGGCAGCUUGGGCGUUCCUGGAGAACGAGAAGCCGAACUUCGACAUCGUAACGAUCAACCCGCCGGCUGUUCUCGGGCCCGUUGCACCAUGGAUGAACUCUCUCGCCGCCACCAACACGUCCAACCAGCGCAUCCUCAAUUUCAUCCAAGGCCAAGCCAAAGACGAGAUUCCGUACUCGGGGGUGUUCUUCUGGGUUGAUGUCCGAGACGUCGCCACCGCGCACGUCCAAGCCCUGGAAGUAGCGGAGGCGGGCAAGAAGCCCGGUCGGUUCUUCACCACGGCUGGGCACUUCUCGAACAAGGAGAUCGUCGAGGUCAUCCGGAAGAACUUCCCGGAGUAUAAGGAUCAGCUGCCGGCACCGGAGGCGAAGGGCCAGGGAGACUACCCCGCAGAAGGGAUUUAUCAGUAUGAUAAUAGCCGUGUGAGGGAGAUUCUCGGGGUUAAGUUCCGAUCGCUGGAGGAGAGCGUGGUGGACACAGUCAAGUCCCUGAAGGCAGUCGGUGCGUAGGUGGACUCGAAGCACGUUUAUGACGAAGGACAGAAACGUCGUACAUGAGAAGAGUUAAUUGAUAUUGAGACCUGAGUAGCAGGAACUGUAUCUGAGUAGAGAUGUCAAACGACGCCAUCUGCUGUGCAUAAAUGAAGAUAAACGCUGUUCCGCCAUGAGCAAACCACUCUGUGGCUUGUCGUCACUCAAACCACCAACUUGGCGUCAGGGUUCUGACCAGUUGCAACGUCACCACUGCCUUUGUGAGCAAUAACCUUCACCGUGCUCUCCGAGUUCUUAGUAUGGACUCUCAAUCCGAUCACACAGACUGCAUUCCAUGGCUCCUCAAACUCAUCAUCACCAGCCGGUUUCUCUGCAUCGCCAGCCGGUUUCUCUGCAUCACUAGCUGGUUCCUCUG